CUACUUCGUAAUUGAUGAUCUGUCUUGAUCGCAACCAUCUAUUUUCAUUUCUAACUCUAUAUAUCAACACACGUACACUCAUCAAAUACCAAUAUAGCAACAAACCAAAUUAACCAGUGAGUGAUGGAAUCAAGAAACUUUCUCCGUUUCCUCUUGAUCUUUGUGAGUGCUUGUCUUCUCUUGCUCUUCACCUGGAUUCAUCUUCCCUAUGCUCCGGCACCGCCAUCCGCCACCGAUGGUUUCUUCGACUGCGCCUCCGGUUCUUCUUUGUGCACCUCAAAGAACCGGUUUUUCCAACCCAAAAACAUCAUCAAGAAACCCCCGAAACCCACCAGCCACCGUCAUGAAGCGGAUCUUCCUCGCCACCCUUUAGACCCGUUGACCAUCCAAGAACUGAACAAAGUUCGUAAAAUUUUAAAAUCUCACGAGCUUUUCAAAUCAUAUCCUUUCUCUUUACACUCUGUAGUACUCGACGAGCCAGAAAAACCUCUUGUGCUUAAAUGGCGGAAAGGAGACCCCAUGUUGCCACGAAAAGCAGCCGUCGUGGCACGAGUGGACGGCAAGUCGCACGUGCUCACGGUGGAUUUAGACACAAACGAUGUUUUUGUUCAAGAAAACAAUCCGCUCACUGGUUAUCCGAUGAUGACGGUGGAGGACAUGACUUCAGCGACUUGGGCUCCGCUGGCGAACGCUGACUUCAACCGUACGAUCAUCGAACGUGGAGUUGAUCUUGAAGACUUGGCUUGCUUGCCGCUUUCUUUAGGGUGGUUCGGCGAAAAUGAAGAGAAUCGGAGGUUAAUAAAAGUUCAGUGUUUUUCCAUGAAGGGCACUGCAAAUUUCUACAUGAGACCGAUCGAAGGACUGACCGUUCUACUUGAUAUGGACACUAAAGAAGUGGUGGAGAUUUCCGAUAAAGGCAAGCAUAUUCCGAUACCGUCGGCAGCUAAUACAGAUUAUCGUUAUUCUUCUGUAGAAGCAAAUCAAGAAAUGAAAAUGAUCAAUCCGAUUUCUAUAGAGCAACCAAAAGGACCGAGUUUUACAGUAGAGGACGAGCACAUGGUGAAAUGGGCAAACUGGGAAUUUCAUCUGAAACCCGAUUCAAGAGCUGGAGUGAUCAUUUCUGAUGCUCGGGUUAAGGAUCCGGAUAGUGGAGUGAUGAGGAGCGUUAUGUACAAAGGGUUUACUUCAGAAUUGUUUGUGCCUUAUAUGGACCCUACUGAUGCAUGGUAUUUUAAGACUUAUAUGGAUGCUGGUGAAUAUGGGUUCGGGUUACAAGCUAUGCCACUUGACCCGCUUAAUGACUGUCCCCGGAAUGCCUAUUAUAUGGACGGUGUUUUCCCCGCCGGUGAUGGAACUCCAUAUGUCCGAUCAAAUAUGAUUUGCAUUUUUGAGAGUUAUGCUGGUGAUAUUGGAUGGAGACACGCUGAAAGUCCAAUUACGGGCAUGCAGAUUAGAGAAGUGAGGCCAAAAGUGACGCUUGUGGUUAGAAUGGCAGCAUCAGUAGCAAAUUAUGAUUACAUAGUUGAUUGGGAAUUUCAGACUGAUGGCCUAAUUAGAAUUAAGGUUGGACUUAGUGGAAUUCUGAUGGUGAAAGGCACAUCAUACAAGAACAUGAACCAAGUCCCAGCUGCAAAUCAAGAAAAUCUCUACGGCACUCUUUUAUCAGAAAAUAUCAUCGGCGUCAUUCACGACCACUACGUUACAUUUCACCUUGACAUGGACAUCGAUGGCGCUGCUAAUAAUUCCUUUGUGAACGUAAAUAUCCAACGGCAACAGACUUCAAAUGGAGAAACCCCUAGAAGAAGCUACUUGAAAGCUUCAAGAAAAGUUGCUAAGACGGAAAAAGAUGCUCAAAUUCAGCUCAAGCUUUAUGAUCCUUCGGAGUUUCAUGUGAUUAACCCUAGUAAGAGAACUCGGGUCGGAAACCCGGUCGGGUAUAAGAUUGUUCCGGGUGGUACUGCUGCUAGCUUGCUUGAUCAUGAUGAUCCUCCGCAGAAACGUGGAGCCUUUACUAAUAAUCAAAUAUGGGUUACCCCGUAUAACCGGAGUGAGCAAUGGGCGGGUGGGCUUUUCGUUUAUCAGAGCCAGGGCGAAGAUACUUUGGCAGUUUGGUCUGAUAGGGAUCGUCCAAUCGAGAAUAAAGACAUUGUGGUAUGGUACACAUUGGGAUUUCAUCACAUACCAUGCCAAGAGGAUUUUCCAAUAAUGCCAACAGUAUCAGCCAGCUUUGCUCUAAAGCCUGUCAAUUUCUUUGAGAGCAAUCCUAUUCUUCGGAUCCCACCCAAUGUUGAGAAAGAUUUGCCCGUUUGCAAGCCUUCUGAUGCUACUUGAACCUCCAACUAAUGAUCAAUUAUUGUUGAUAAAAAUAUUUAGCUGCAGUGGGGUCUGUACAAAUUAUUAGUGAUAAUUAGCGUUGAAGAAUAUUAUUUGUCAUUAAUAUUUAUGACUAGAAAUAACCGUGUUUGAGUAUCA
Messenger RNA from Mercurialis annua (annual mercury), 2472 nucleotides. Its product is annotated as amine oxidase [copper-containing] gamma 2-like. Gene Ontology annotation, molecular function: primary methylamine oxidase activity; copper ion binding; quinone binding. The record is from RefSeq and is a predicted model, not a curated record. The coding region runs from base 124 to 2331 and encodes 735 amino acids. The transcript is spliced from 4 exons. Gene Ontology annotation, biological process: amine metabolic process. NCBI's taxonomy places the organism in Eukaryota, Viridiplantae, Streptophyta, Magnoliopsida, Malpighiales, Euphorbiaceae.